Calypte anna (Anna's hummingbird) is the source of this 498-nucleotide messenger RNA. It is a transcript of the gene AKAIN1, whose product is annotated as A-kinase anchor inhibitor 1. Lineage: Eukaryota; Metazoa; Chordata; Aves; Apodiformes; Trochilidae. The transcript is spliced from 2 exons. Bases 88 to 294 code for a protein of 68 amino acids. The record is from RefSeq and is a predicted model, not a curated record.
GCGGCGCCGGGCGCUGUCCGAGGUGCUGAGCCCCGCGGCGCCGGGAGCUGUCCGGGGAGCUGAGCCGCGCCGCUCCCGGGCGGCAGCAUGGUGUUCGCUCCAGGUGAGAAGCCAGGGACGGAGCAAGACGAAGUUAAGCUGCAGAACGCCAGCAAGCAGAUUGUGCAGACAGCCAUCCUCCGAGCAGUGCAGCAAGUUUCCCAGGAGAGCCAGCAAAAGGAGAAGAGGACAAACAGUGGUAUGAGCCUCCAGCUGGAAAGAGGAAAAUUAACCAAGAAGCAUGAGAAAAAGUAAAGGAGCCGACUGGAUUUAGCAGCUCUUCAGUCUGCAGUGUUUUCAGCCUUCUCUUUAGUAUCAGCUGUGUUGCUAGUGCAAUGUUACUGUUGUAAAGCAAACCAAAGUAUAAUCACACCUAGGCAUAAGGUAAAGCUGCAAUAGUCCUCAGCUGAGAGAUGUUAAGUGCAUUAGGUGACUAACUGUGUUUUUGCAGUGCCUCUU